Messenger RNA from Ruditapes philippinarum (Manila clam), 1222 nucleotides. RefSeq lists its product as uncharacterized. NCBI's taxonomy places the organism in Eukaryota, Metazoa, Mollusca, Bivalvia, Venerida, Veneridae. The record is from RefSeq and is a predicted model, not a curated record. The transcript has 4 exons. The coding region runs from base 112 to 969 and encodes 285 amino acids.
CAUUCAAACAAUUUUUGUAAUUUGAAACCCACGACCCAUUAACUGUUGUAGUUAAAACGCCAUUUAUUUUUUUAGAAGAAAAAGAAAAGCAAAAUAAAAUAUUUACAAGGAAUGAAAAUAAUUAUGAACAUCGUCGUUUUUCUUGUUAUAUUAGGGUAUAUAGUUUUGCCAGCUGCGGCCGAGAUUUGUCAUUACAAGAGUGAAGACCCUAAGAGGCUCCAGUCAAUAUCAUGUGAGCAUGGAUGUUGCGGGGAUCUGGACGAACAAAAAUGUUGUAAUGAUAUAAAUUGGUGGAUGAUUUUUGCCUUUAUAUUGGUGGGGCUAUUUAUCAUUUUUGUGGUCACUGUUUCAAUAUUCCUGAUUGUGAAACAGAAAAACAAGAAAAAAGAACAGGUUGGAACUCGUCAAAAUAAUGGAGGUUUAGACGAUCAGCCAAACAUGGUAGAUUUGUCCAUUUUCCGUACAGAAAAUAGUCGAAGAAGCAUUGAUCAUCCUCCUGCGUACUCGUUUGAUGACCAGCAAGCAGACGCCUGGGGAACUAACGGUCACGUGGAUUACCCGGAACACUUUACACCUGACAGAUAUCCUCGAAAUCAAAAUCCAUCGCGAUCACGUGAUGGUUAUACAGUGCCUGAAGAAUAUCGCGAGCAUGCGAGCCAUGCUGGACACGAGCCAUCGUGGAGAGAUACGGAUUUGUCUUACUUUGACACUUAUCUGGAACGUUCAAAAAAUCCUCACACUCAGUAUCCGGUCGCACUUCCUGCGUUAGGCAGAUCACAUGGUUAUUUAGAAGAUCACAUACCACCAAAAGAUGGAGCCGUGUACGAAGAACUACGAAUAUCUACACAACCAGAAUUUACAGCGGAAGUCACAUAUCGCGGUCAAACUGAUCAUCAUUCGACAGAACAUCCGAUUUUGGAACGGACAGACAGCUCUACUUUCCAUUUUAUGACGCGGAAUAAUUCUUAAAAGAAUUCUGUAAAUAAGCAAAAUGUUUUUAUGAAAACUCAUGAUUGGUGCAAAUAGACUAAGACUGUGAAUUUAAUGUGUACUACAUUGUGUAUUUUCUAACAGCAUAAUGCAAAUGCUCUUUUGCAACGUGGCAUAUUAAGUUUAUAUAUUAUUGCAUUUUAUUACUAUCAAACUAACAAAGAUUGUGUAAUACGGCUUUUUUAGAAGUCCGUACGAAUCAAUUGAUUUGUAUAAAUAUUACAUUUUGUUA